This is a messenger RNA of Saitoella complicata NRRL Y-17804, 660 nucleotides long. RefSeq lists its product as uncharacterized. NCBI's taxonomy places the organism in Eukaryota, Fungi, Ascomycota, Saitoellomycetes, Saitoellales, Saitoellaceae. The record is from RefSeq and is a predicted model, not a curated record. The transcript has a single exon. The coding region runs from base 62 to 520 and encodes 152 amino acids.
CUCCCAGAACAAAAUCCACCCAGUCUACGAUUGCCCCGCAUCGAACUCAAACACGCAUAUCAUGGAAACGCAUACAUUCACGGCCGUACACCCUUCCGACUUGCCCAAGACUCCAGCUAUGCCAAAAGCCAUGUUGGAGCGCAGACACGAGAAGGGACGUCAACGCCGCGUGGACGUGUUGUCCAGGAGAUUGGGUACGUAUACCGGCAGCGGGGUAAGCAAGAAGAAGAAGAAGAAGAAGUCCAAGGCCAAGGAGAGGGAAAGACUUAGGAGAAGCACAGCGAACGGACAUGCGUCUAGUGCUAUGUGUAAUAUUUAUGACGAGCAGGGUCGACACCUGACUUGUUGGGUUGGUUAUUUCCCGGACGUACGUUUUUCACUCUUUGUACUUAUCUACCGGCAUACGAAGAGAAUGGCUGACGUGUAUGCUCAUACAGACAUGUACACACGCCGACCUUCACACCACAUUCAGCGAAUUGGGGUACCCUCUCCAUCUUGCCCCUUCUCUUCCCUGUACUAACAAGAGAACAACAGCGUCAUAAACCGCAUCGAACUCAAACACUGCUUCGCCUUCAUCGAGUUCAAAACACACGAAGCCUGCGAACGCGCCGUAAUCACCUACACUCCUGGCCGCAAGUUCCUGGGCAAGAUAGUCAAUGC